GAGCCAUCUAUAUGACAUGACAUACCGGGAGCUGUGUAACGUUAGGAAUAUUUGUCGGUGUUAUAACAUUUAAUUGAUUCUGCGAUAUACGUUGAUAAUUUAAAAUGAAGAGUAACAUUUUACCCAGUUUAUAUACCACUAUUUUUCUUGUGUCAAUGUCAUGCCUUUUAUAUAUUGUAGAUGGACUGUAUUUCCAUAUUACAGAAACAGAAAGAAAGUGUUUCAUUGAAGAAAUACCUGACGAAACUAUGGUUGUUGGAAAUUACAAGUGUCAGUUCUAUGAUCCUAAAACUGGUGGGUUUAUGCCUUCAAGCCCAGGAAUUGGCAUGCAUGUUGAAGUACGAGACCCGGAUGACAAGGUGAUGCUUUCUAAGGUGUACAGCACUGAAGGCCAUUUUACAUUCACAUCCCACAUACCUGGAGAGCAUGUAAUUUGUCUGUACUCCAACACCACAAAAUGGUUUAGUGGGAGCCAGCUGAGAGUUCACCUAGAUAUUCAAGUUGGGGAGCAUGCUGUGGAUUAUGGAAAUGUAGCACAAAAAGAGAAGCUCACAGAACUACAGCUGAGAGUUCGACAGUUGUUGGAUCAGGCAGAGCAAAUAACAAAAGAGCAGAACUAUCAAAGAUAUCGUGAGGAACGUUUCCGGGGAACCAGUGAGAGUACCAAUCAGCGAGUACUAUGGUGGUCAAUUACCCAGACCUUCAUUCUUCUUGUUAUGGGCUUUUGGCAGAUGAAGCACUUGAAAAGUUUCUUUGAGGCUAAGAAAUUAGUUUAGCAACUCUGUGUGUACCAUAAAUUUCUGUAGUAUAUUUGGAAAAGCUUAGUUUUGAUUAACUGUCUGUCUUUAAUGAAAUUUGUGUCAUGUAAUAUAUAUCUAAAUAUUUUGGUUAUUCUGUUAUUGUUGCAUAGUUUUGAAAGUUAAUAUUUCUGUAAUGUCAUGAAAACUGAUGUGAACUUACUGUUAGACACAAGUUUUUAAUUCACACCAUUGCGGUAUCUAUAUAUAUAUUAUGAUAGAGGUAAUUCAGUAUUGUUUAAAUGUUUCUAUCUGGUGUUGCCUUGAGUAAGAUAUAAAGUUGAAUCAUUUUAUAAUGUUACACUGUAACACUUUUUCAUUAAUCAUUACUUUGUUUUUAAUAUUCCCAACUUUAAUGCUAGUGGACAUCUGUAAGAACCAAUUGAAGGUAAUGAAAAAAUCUGAAAGAAUGUGAAUUAUUUAUAAAUAUUUUACAAACUUGAAAAAUAUUAAGUUACACUUUCACACCUACAAUUAAAAACAAUAAUCCACAAAAUAUGACUCCCUUGUUUAAUCACUUCAGUUACAGAUGUAAAAUAUAAACAUAUGCCAGGUACCAGUUUCUUGACAAAUUUUAAAUGCUCCUUUCAGCCUUGAAAUUGCUACAAAAUAUGAACAAAUGGACAAUAAAUCAAUAACAUAUCAAGUUUCCAUUAACCCUUUAGGCACUGUGUACCAAUAUAUUCAUGUUUGGCAGUCUUGUAUUGGAAGUAAAACAGACACAAAGUAAUUUUGUAUGAAUAGUAAAUACCUGAGACUUCCUUCUAUAAAUAUGACAUAUAUGCACACAAUAAAUGUUUUUAUCUUUUUUUUGCACAAAAACACCAAUGAGGCUUAUAGACAAAAAUAAAUAUGUACCUGAAAUUUAUUAUUCCUAAGAACCAAUGAGUGAAAACAUAGGAGAAUAUAAUAUGACAGAUUCGCUUUGUGCCAGACACUGACAUUUUUGUUGAAGCAGAAUUCAGUAUUGCUUACAUAACAACCAAUAAUUUUCCUUAUGGAUUUUGAUUUUAUAGCACAUACCUUUUUCAUAUUUUGUAGGACAAAUAUCACAAAAUUGUGAAUGGAGCUAUCAUGAACAGGCUGCUUCAGAGACACAUAUCCAGUACAAUACUUUGAAAACAUUUCUUUCUGGCAUUAUAAGAGAUACUCCAAGUAUGACACCUUAUCCCUCCCCUUACAAAGAUGGUACAAGACUCAAAUGUUUAGCAUCAUCCAUGAGAUGAUGUAGAUGCUUAUUUGUUUUUUAACCAGCCAAGUUUUUAUUCAAGGGUCAUGCCUGUAAAUCUUGAUUACAUGCAUCCACUACUUCCAUCAAUUCACUGUAUUUUUCAUAGUGGAAUGUCUAGUAAAAAAA
This is a messenger RNA of Limulus polyphemus (Atlantic horseshoe crab), 2154 nucleotides long. Its product is annotated as transmembrane emp24 domain-containing protein eca-like. Gene Ontology annotation, cellular component: endoplasmic reticulum; COPII-coated ER to Golgi transport vesicle; Golgi apparatus. Lineage: Eukaryota; Metazoa; Arthropoda; Merostomata; Xiphosura; Limulidae. The transcript has 4 exons. The record is from RefSeq and is a predicted model, not a curated record. Bases 105 to 776 code for a protein of 223 amino acids. Gene Ontology annotation, biological process: Golgi organization; endoplasmic reticulum to Golgi vesicle-mediated transport; intracellular protein transport.